CGCACUGAAAAGAGCUUUGGAUUAUUGACUGAUAACAUCUCCAGCAUUCCUACAGUUAUCGACACUUGUAGCUAUCACAGUGUCCCAUCCAAAAGCAUUGUUAUUCUAUGAGACAUUCACCAACGCCUAUAGGGAGGAAGCGUCAAUAACCUCUUCUUUAACGGGAGCCAUGUAGAGCUGGACUGACAAUGCUCACAGCAAGACAAUGCUUUUGGGAUUUCUAGUGAUCUGAAACUUCCUGGGUGGCAGAUAUUUAUAUAAAAUUUUCAGAUUGUGCAUAAGUUGUCAUCACAAUGGGAAGAAAAAAGAUCCAAAUAACCCGGAUACUCGAUGAAAGAAAUCGUCAGGUGACAUUUAUGAAAAGAAAGUUCGGUCUGAUGAAGAAAGCCUACGAGCUGAGCGUUCUCUGUGACUGUGAGAUUGCCCUGAUCAUCUUCAACAGCUCCAACAAGCUCUUCCAGUACGCCAGCACAGACAUGGACAAAGUUCUGCUCAAAUACACUGAGUACAAUGAGCCACACGAAAGCAGGACCAACUCAGACAUUGUGGAGGCCCUGAACAAGAAGGAGCACCGCGGUUGUGACAGUCCGGAUGCAGACUCCUCCUACGUACUCACUCCAAGCACAGAGGAAAAGUACAAGAAGAUAAAUGAGGAGUUUGACCACAUGAUGAGGACACACAAAAUUUCCGCAGGUCACGCUCCCCCAGUCUUCAUGCACGGUGUACCCUACAGCAGCAGUGUGGGGGCAGCCUCAGCUCUGUCGGACAGCGGCCUCCUCACAGCCGCUCACAGCCAGCUCCAGAGGAACAGCUCGCCCCAGAGACCUCCCAGCACUGGACCCACAGGUGGUCACCAGGGAAGCUCAGACCUUACCUUGCAUAAUGGAUCCGGUAAUAUUGUGAAUGGUUUUUUAAGUCCAUCCAGUGGCAGCAGCAUGGGGAAGAUCAUGGCACCCAAAUCUCCCCCAACAUCUUCAUCCAAAAGCAAGACAGAUCUGAGAGUUGUCAUCCCCCAGUCCAAAAACAUGACACAGAAUAAUCAUAGACAGUCCAGUCAGCCACUGUCCACCCCUGUGGUCUCCAUGACAACUCCCAGCCUGCACCAGAGCCUGGUCUACUCAGGGAGCAGCUCCGCCUAUAACAAUGAUUAUCCUCAGUUGUCAGGCUUCUCCUCCCCUUCAGGCCCUUCUCUGGGCUCCAUGGCAACAUGGCAGCAACACCAGCUAAACUCUCUGAGUUCAGCAGGUUCCAGUUUGACCAUCAAUUCAAACCACAACAUCAACAUAAAAGCUGAGCCGCUGUCCCCACCUCGCGACCACCUAAACCAGUCCAGAUACAUGGGUGUGUCUCACAGAGUGGCCCCUCCCCCUCACUCCACUAACUCCUCCUCUGUUCAGGCAGAGGUGGGCAGGUCACCCACAGACAGCAUUGGCUCCUCCUGCAGCUCCCAAGAGGGUGGUACCAGUGACCGUGAUGAGCACCCACACAGAGCAGACUUCCACUCACUUCCUGUUGGACACAUGAGCCGUGCAGAGGGCAGGGAGAGCCCCACUUUCAAACGCAUGCGGUUGGACAGUUGGGUGACCUAAGGGCCUGAUCCAAAUCAAAGACAUUUGCUGUUAAAUUAAACCUGUUUUCAGAUGUUGGACAAUGACCAAGGCCAAGGUUAAACAACUUGAACAUACCAAAAUAAUCAUAUAUUAAACCUUUGAGGAAACUGGCACCAAGUGAAGCUACAAUCCAAGAAUUAAUAAUCAAAACAAGGAAAUGUUACAAUGUACUUUUAGAUUUCCCUAAUAGAUGGCGCCAAGUGCUCAAUUUGUUGCAUAUCUCAGGGCUUGGAACUUGGAAUAAAAGCAAUAUUUCUUUAAUUUUCUUACUCAUCACAAGGUUAUUUAAUAUCAUGUCAUCUGUGCUUUUUCUUUCUUUUUUUGUUUUUUUGUAUUUUGUAUGAACAUAGAAAAUAAUUUAUAACUAAUAGUAUACAAUAGAACUAUGUUGUUGUUGGUUUUAAACAUAAGGCCAUGCACUCUUUCUCUGUAUUUGUAUUUCAAAUGUCCUUAUUGGUUUGUAUAAAGUAUCCUUAAUAUAUAUCACUUUUGAUUUAA
Molecule: messenger RNA, 2108 nt
Organism: Boleophthalmus pectinirostris (great blue-spotted mudskipper)
Lineage: Eukaryota; Metazoa; Chordata; Actinopteri; Gobiiformes; Gobiidae
Product: myocyte-specific enhancer factor 2A-like
Exons: 12
Coding region: 294-1589 (431 amino acids)
Biological process (GO): heart development; cell differentiation; positive regulation of transcription by RNA polymerase II
Molecular function (GO): DNA-binding transcription factor activity, RNA polymerase II-specific; RNA polymerase II cis-regulatory region sequence-specific DNA binding; protein dimerization activity
Source: RefSeq, a predicted model, not a curated record